AUGAGAAACACUUCCUACUCUCAAAAGUCUCUGACAGUCAAUGAAUCCAGCAGGAUGCGUGGUCAAAGCUCAUCUGGUCAUGAUAACCUGUCUUUUACUCAGGGCCAGGAAGGGAUUAAGGAGAUUGUAGAAGAAGCCAUUCCUAAGGUCCGCAUUUAUCGCCCAAAUGAGAAAGAAGAACUUCAGGAGCUGAAUAACCGCUUUGCAGGCUACAUCAAUAAAGUCCAUUCUUUGGAGCAAAAGAACAAGGCCCUGCAGACUGAGAUUGAAGAGUUGACUGCCCGUUUGAAAGAAAGGGGUCCUUGCAUUUCAGAUGAGUACGACAAGGAAUUCAAGGUGCUCAAAGACCUGAUUGAGAAGUUAACCAAAGAAAAGGGCAUGGCUGAAAUUGAGAGGGGAAAUCUAGAAGAAGAAAUUGAUAUCUGGAAUGCAAAGUGCGAUGAAGAGCUUAUCCUAAAAGGUGAAGCUGAACAGACCCUGAGAGAAUUCCGUCAGGAUGUGGAUGAUGCAACCAUUCAAAAGCUCGAACUAGAAAGGAAAGUUGAGCAGCUGGUGGAUGAGAUUGAGUUCCUUAGGAAGCUUCACGAUGAAGAAGUGGCUGAUUUACUAAAGCAGAUCGAGGAAUCGAGGGUCUCUGCAGAACUGGAUAGCAGUCGCCCUGAUCUGGCAGCAGCAGUUAAAGCAAUACGGGCUCAGAUUGAGCAGGAAGUCACCAAAAAUAUCCAGGAAGCAGAGAAGUGGUAUAAGAGCAAACUUGGUUCCCUAAAGGGACAGGUCUCCAAGAAUGAAGAAAAAAUGAAGACCAUCCGGGAAGAUAUCAGCAAGUAUUCCUCUCAAGUGUCAGACCUGCAAAAUGAAAUCGAUACCUUGAGGGCCCGCAAUGAAGCUUUGGAGAAGCAGCUGGAGGAUAUGGAAGCCCAGCACCUGGAAGAAGUGGCCGCCCUGCAUGAAAUCAUCGCUCAUCUAGACAGUCAGUUACUAGAGACAAAGGCUGAUUUAGCCCGCUAUCUGCAAGAUUACCAGGAUCUGCUAAACAUCAAGAUCAAGCUGGAUGCGGAGAUAGCAGUCUACAGAAAACUGCUGGAAGAAGAGGAACAGAGGCUUGGAAUUAAGAUUGAAAGUGAGGGGCAAAAGGUAUAAAAGCGUAAGAAAAGCUCGUAACCAGCUCCACUUUGCGAGUAUAAUGAGGAGAAUCUGGGCACAUAAAGACUGAACCUGCGAGUCAACUUCAUACUGAGUGUUCUACCAUUCUGCUACAUUUACCCCUAUCCUCCAAUCAAAACAGGCCAAUGCUUAUUUCAUAGAGGCCUUUGGUGCAGCAUUUCCACAAGCAUUAUUGUGCAAUUUAUUCAAUAAAUUAAACCUGCAAAUAAGAAGUGUGUGUCUAUGGAUUUAAAUGACUAAUUCAGGUAUGGGACCUGUUAUCCAGAAUGCUCGGAACCUGGAGUUUUCCGGAUAAUACUUGUAGAUC
This is a messenger RNA of Xenopus laevis (African clawed frog), 1471 nucleotides long. RefSeq names its product vimentin (gene vim.2.L). The record is from RefSeq and is a predicted model, not a curated record. The transcript is spliced from 3 exons. NCBI's taxonomy places the organism in Eukaryota, Metazoa, Chordata, Amphibia, Anura, Pipidae. The coding region runs from base 1 to 1140 and encodes 379 amino acids.